AUGGAUUCCGAUUCGUUGGAUUGGAUAUGGGGAGAUUUUAAUAACUCGCCUAAUCUUGCCGAGUUGAUUGAAGAAGUCGAAGACGAUAACUACGUAUUGUUUGAUAGUAAUGACGACGAUAAAUCAGACUCUAGUUCCGAAUCAAGUUUCGAUAAUGAUUGUUCGUUGUUAAUCGGAGAUAAGAGAACAGCACUAGAACUGAAUGAAAUAGUUAGCGAUAUCAAGAAUCAAUAUGACGAAACGUUGUCCGAAUUAGAUUCGACGACUGAUGGUGAACUCGAAGACGACAAUCACAAAUCUGUCGAUCUACUUUACAUCGAUGCUCUGGAAGCAGUAAAAACUAACUUGUCGGAUGUUGAACUAGAAUGGUCGAAUACAUUGUAUGAAUAUACUGUGAACGAGAAAAACGUACCAGAAUCUUACACAAAAACUACAAGUAUAGAAAAGCAGAUAAUUUUGUACGCCAACAAUUUUGUUGAACAAUUUAAAAUAAAAUAUCCGAAUAGAAGACAGUUGGUUUUAGUACUCCUAAAUGAAUGCGGUAUACAGAAAUGUGUUUGCACUACAAUCAAACCAUCCCGAUUAGUCUACCCCAAUUUGAGAGAUUUGAUCAGUUACAGUGAAUUUGUUGCCAAGCACAUAACAUAUAUUAAGUUGGAAGAUCCUGUGGCUGUGCCUAACAAAAUCAUGUCUCCUACAACAACAAUAGAAAUGCAAACUGCUAAUUGUUUUGAAAUGGCGAUACUGUUAGUAUCUUUUUUAAUUGGUUCUGAGUGCAAUGCUUUUGUUGUUUAUGGUUAUGCCACAGAAAUCGUGUGCAAUAAUGAUCUAAGAAAAGUUAAGAUAGACCUGGAAGAAUAUGAUUUACAAAAGUCAGAUUCCGAAAAUAUUUCGGAAGAUUUAGAUGAUGCGAAUUUAUUAGAACCUAAUAAUGAUUUGUGCAGCGAAUAUGUUAAAUAUCUAAUAGAAGAAGAACAAAAUAAAACCGUGGUCAAAGAUGAAGUUAAAGAGGUAUACCUAUACGCUAUAGGCUAUAUUAUAUCAUAUAAAUGUUGUAGCUAUUUGAAAACAAGAUUGUGUUUAAUUUUUAUUUAUUUUAAUUAAUAAAUACGAAAUAUUA
Acyrthosiphon pisum (pea aphid) is the source of this 1120-nucleotide messenger RNA. Its product is annotated as coiled-coil domain-containing protein lobo-like. Lineage: Eukaryota; Metazoa; Arthropoda; Insecta; Hemiptera; Aphididae. Gene Ontology annotation, biological process: cell motility. The record is from RefSeq and is a predicted model, not a curated record. The transcript is spliced from 5 exons. Gene Ontology annotation, cellular component: motile cilium. Bases 1 to 1104 code for a protein of 367 amino acids.